UUUGUAGACACUAAUUUUGACAGAAAAACGUGUUGGAUGCAUGAACCCGUUAGCACAGGCACUUCGAUUAUGGCUUGUGAGUUUGAAGAUGGAGUGGUGAUCGGCGCGGACUCUCGCACCACCACCGGCGCGUAUAUCGCCAACAGAGUGUCAGACAAACUCACAAGGAUUACUGAUUACAUUUACUGCUGUCGCUCUGGAUCAGCUGCGGACACACAGGCCAUUACGGAUAUUGUCACUUACCAUUUAAAUUUUCACAAAAUAGAAGUAGAAGAUGAACCUCUGGUGCUAACAGCAUCAACAAUCUUCCGUGAACUUUGCUACAAUUAUCGAGAUUCCUUAGAAGCUAGUGUCUUAGUCGCAGGUUGGGACAACAAGGAAGGAGGACAAAUCUUCUCAAUACCAGUUGGAGGUGCACUGGUACGGCAAGCAGUCGCCAUCGGGGGCUCCGGUUCCUCGUACGUGUAUGGCUAUGUCGAUGCGAACUUCAAACCCAACAUGAGCAAGAAGAAAGCUAUACAGUUUGUCACGAAUACGCUCACCCUAGCUAUGUUAAGAGAUGGUUCUUCGGGCGGAGUGGUGCGACUAGGUGUUAUAACUGAAGCUGGUGUACAAAGAUCGGUGAUCCUCGGAAAUCAGUUGCCUAAAUUCUAUGAGGCUUAA
Pararge aegeria (speckled wood butterfly) is the source of this 663-nucleotide messenger RNA. Its product is annotated as proteasome subunit beta type-6-like. Gene Ontology annotation, cellular component: proteasome core complex. The transcript has 3 exons. Gene Ontology annotation, molecular function: threonine-type endopeptidase activity. The record is from RefSeq and is a predicted model, not a curated record. Lineage: Eukaryota; Metazoa; Arthropoda; Insecta; Lepidoptera; Nymphalidae. The coding region runs from base 37 to 663 and encodes 208 amino acids.